AUGGAAAUGUUCAUAGAGCAAGUGAGGAACCACCCCUGCCUAUGGGAUACGGACGGCGUCGCGUACAGAGACGCAGCGCGGAAGGACCUGGCAUGGAAAUUGGUUGCGAAAACGUGCGGCAUGAUCAACGCUGCCGAAGCGAAAAAUCAAUGGAAACGUCUUCGAGACAGUCACAGAGAAGCAAUGAGGAGGAGAAAGGCUGCCACAGCUAUACAAGCGCAAAGUAUCGGUCCAUGGAAAUACGAGAAACUCAUGGAGUUUGUUCUACCGCAGAACAGAGAGACGUACGCGAAUUUCUGUGCCGAAAGCUAUACCGAUGCAACUCUAGCGACCUUGUCCACCGAGGACGGCGACGGCAACAUCGACAUUCCCGCACUCGAAGUGGAGAGAGAAAUGAGAAGACAUCUGAAAGAGAAGGAGAGGGAGGAACUGAGACGGCAGAUGUACGACGAGACUAGAACGAUGCGGGACGCCCUUACGGAUUUGUUCUCGAGCCUGUGCCAGAAGACACGCGACCUGCCCAGACAUUUGCAGCUCAAGGUGCAGAGGGAAAUAUUACGAGUCCGUCACCCGGGCCGAGGAGGAGGCGCUGAACGAAGCACAGAACUCGUCUUACUACAACUCGCAUUUGGAGAAACGCGAGCAAAUGGAGAUGUU
This is a messenger RNA of Iphiclides podalirius (scarce swallowtail), 657 nucleotides long. The record is from the annotation of a GenBank genome assembly. Lineage: Eukaryota; Metazoa; Arthropoda; Insecta; Lepidoptera; Papilionidae.